AUGUCUGAGGAUGUGCUGUUCUACCUCUUUUACAAUUGCCCGGGCGAAGUAUAUCAAGUUGCCGCUGCAAAUGAACUGUACAGUCGAGAUUGGCGGUACCACAAAAGUUUGGGCGUUUGGCUGACCCGAUCACAGUAUGGAGGUGUCAAAGAACAUACAGCAACAUAUGAAAAAGGAUCCUAUAACGUCUUUGAUCCUGUGCAGUGGCGGAAAGUAGGCUUUUUUUUUGAACUGGUUUUUUUUUAG
This is a messenger RNA of Gongylonema pulchrum, 246 nucleotides long. The record is from the annotation of a GenBank genome assembly. NCBI's taxonomy places the organism in Eukaryota, Metazoa, Nematoda, Chromadorea, Rhabditida, Gongylonematidae.